This is a messenger RNA of Chanos chanos (milkfish), 690 nucleotides long. RefSeq names its product ephrin-A5a (gene efna5a). The coding region runs from base 1 to 690 and encodes 229 amino acids. The record is from RefSeq and is a predicted model, not a curated record. Gene Ontology annotation, molecular function: ephrin receptor binding. NCBI's taxonomy places the organism in Eukaryota, Metazoa, Chordata, Actinopteri, Gonorynchiformes, Chanidae. Gene Ontology annotation, biological process: ephrin receptor signaling pathway; axon guidance; regulation of cell-cell adhesion. The transcript has 5 exons. Gene Ontology annotation, cellular component: plasma membrane; external side of plasma membrane.
AUGCCGCAGGUGGAAAUGUUUCUUUUUGUUUUCCUCGUCCUUUGGAUGUCUGUAUUCAGUCAAGAGCCGGCAUCAAAGGUUGUGGCAGAUCGCUAUGCUGUUUACUGGAACCGCACGAAUCCAAGAUUCUACCGCGGAGACUACCACAUCGACGUGUGUAUAAACGAUUACCUGGAUGUUUACUGUCCCCAUUACAUGGACUCCGUUCCUGAGGAGAGAACCGAGCGUUAUAUUCUUUACAUGGUGAACUACGACGGCUUCAUCUCCUGUGACCACACCGCCAAGGGCUUCAAACGCUGGGAGUGCAACCGGCCGCACUCGCCUAACGGUCCUCUCAAGUUCUCCGAAAAAUUUCAGCUCUUCACACCAUUCUCUCUGGGCUUUGAGUUCCGGCCAGGCAGAGAAUAUUAUUACAUAUCAUCCACAGUUGCUGAGAAUGGGAGAAAAACGUGCCUACGGUUGAAGGUUUUUGUCAGGCCUGGAGCCACUUGUGUGAAAACCACCACCGUUCAUGAUCGAGUCUUUGAUGUCAAUGACAGAGUUGAUAACUCUAUAGAGCCAAGAGACGACACAAGUCACGAGUCUGCCGAGCCAUCUCGAGGCGGCGUGAACUCUGCAGGAAGUCUCCGGACUGCUGCCGUUUUGGUGGUUUCAGCGCUGGUUCUUCUAGCUGCUCUCUCAUCUUCAUAG